GUAUCCAUCCUCUUCGCACUACGUACCUUUUUAAUCCACCUUACACUUCCGACCCUCCAACCAUUUUUCUUUCCGAACUACUGCACCCAUGCGCAACGGAAUAUUUCGUGCAUCUUAGAGUACCAGCAAUUAGUCUGAGAAUCUAGAGGCCAAUUGUGCAUACUGGUGCAUACGUAUUCAGUUCACUUUUCAACCCAUUUAUUGACCGCUUCUCAUCGCUUCUCACCGCAUCAUAGAAUUCCAUCAUCAGCAUGGAGCCACAGUCAAAAGGUCACACCAACCUUUUCCAAGUGUACCUACGACUACGUCCUCAUCACGCUGGAAGUACCAGUGCCGAACCAUUUCUUUUGGUCGAGGAGCCUAGAGAAAACGACGCUCCAACACACAUCACUUUAAACCCUCCAAAUGAUCGAAGACGAGCAAUAGAGAAGUUCGCGUUCACGCGUGUCUUCGAAGAAGAUUCUACACAGCUUGACUUGUUCCAAGGAACACGAGUGCUUCCUUUAGUCGAAGGUGUAUUAGCCCCUCAUGGAGGCGACGGUACGGAUGGCCUAUUGGCAACCCUAGGAGUUACCGGCUCCGGCAAGUCACACACGAUACUCGGAUCUCGCAGCCAGCGAGGCUUAACUCAACUUGCUCUUGAUGUUCUAUUUCGAUCUAUAGACUCAAACAUUGCCAGUUGUGAUUCGUCCCCCAACCUAGAGGCUACCAUAAAGUCCUCGGAUCCCUCCGAAGCUGCUAUAUUCUCCGCCCCCGCAUUCCUCGAAAAUGCAUACGGCGACUUUAGUAGUUCCGUACGGUCAAGAGCUGGAACUCCUUUGAAUACCGAGUUCCUAUCGUCGACACCGAAACGCCAUCUACAGCGACCCUCCGCUCUUCCCCAGGCGCCCGAUAUUAGCACCGUUCGAGCUUCCUGCGAUCCGUCCGCCGAAUAUGCUGUCCUCAUUUCCAUGUACGAAGUUUACAACGACCGAAUUUUCGAUCUUCUUACGCCCCCUAUCAAAUCGAACGUUACAAAAGAGUCUCGACGACGACCGCUCCUGUUCAAGUCCACCGAACUUUCACCUGAUCGCAAAGUCGUAGCGGGGCUUCGAAAAGUCAUAUGUGGGACCCUUAAGGAGGCCCUGAUGGUUCUCGAAGCUGGACUCCACGAGAGGCGGGUGGCUGGGACGGGUAGCAAUAGCGUGUCAUCCAGAAGCCACGGGUUCUUCUGUGUGGAGGUCAAAAAGAGGCGACGUGGCCGUACUAACGCCCGUUGGGGUGCUAGCACCCUGAGUAUUGUUGACUUAGCUGGCAGUGAACGUGCGCGAGAUGCAAAGACCCAAGGCGCGACCCUUGCCGAGGCGGGUAAGAUCAACGAAAGUCUCAUGUAUCUCGGCCAGUGUUUGCAGAUGCAGAGUGACGCGAGUAACGCGACAAAGCCGAAUCUGGUCCCCUUUCGCCAGUGCAAACUCACAGAAUUGCUUUUCUCCAACUCAUUUCCUUCAGCUUCGAUGGCGCAGUCUGCGAACAGCAGACGCGCACCGCAAAAGGCAGUCAUGAUUGUCACUGCUGACCCCCUGGGAGACUUCAACGCCACGUCUCAGAUCCUACGAUACAGCGCUCUAGCUCGCGAGGUGACGGUGCCUCGUGUACCUUCCAUCACAGCUACCAUCUUAGCUAAUGCCAACUCAUCGCAAUCCGGCCAGUCGGAAUCUAGCGUGGGCUCUCGUAGUGCCGCGAGCUCACCAGUGCUACCGCACCGGCCGUACUACCCACCCUCUAGCUCUCAUCCGAGGGUAUUCUCACCCACGCCCGAUCACGAGCGCGCGGCUAUGGAGAACGCUGCUAUGGAGAUUGCGAGAAUGGCCGAAAUCAUUGAUCAGCUGAACGCAGAGCUUGCCCGAGAGCAAGAAUCACGUAUAGCAGCUGAGGCGCACCUACUGUCGAUGGAGGACCGCAUGGCGGAUCUCGAGCAAGAUAUCCGCGAGGACUGCUACGAGGACUUUGAACAGCGACUGGCUUUGGAAAUGAACCGGUGGAAAGCCUCGUUGUCGAUCGAGCAAGAACGCGGCGAAGAGCACUGGGAUCGCAAGGUCGAGGUACUAGCGCGCGGCGUGGGCGCCGUUACCGUCACCACGUCAGAAAACGAUGGUGAUGCCGGUGAGGACGACGAUAAGGAAAACGUGCUCAUCGAAAACCUCGAGCAAGAGAACGAGCGUCUUCGACGCGAAGUGGCCAUCCUCAAGCGCGAGCUCUCCGGCCGCACGCCCAGCAAGCGCAACCCGCUUUCGGAGCGGGGCGAUGUGCCGAGCAUCAGAUCCUCCCCCAGCGUGGAUGGGCUUGGCGACGGCCUCAGCAGUCUGGGAAAUAGGAUGGAACAGCUGCGCGUCAGCAGCCACCACGACGGGGGGAAUACUAAUAAUAAGAAGUCCCUCAAGGUGUCGAGCAGCGGCAGCCCGACGAAAAAGGUGCGCAAGCUCCCCGCGAAGAAGUGGGAGGGCGUCGCGGCGGACAACAGUGAUUUGCUAUGAUAUGAAGGAAUGAGACCAACGAAAGAAAGAAAGAUGAUGAUAACCCUAGGAAUUGUAAUUGAGAGAAUGAUAUAAUGAGGUUGGGUUUGGAAGUGGCUGGUUGGACUGCCUGGACUGGUUGGUUGGCUGGCUGGCUGGUGGCUUGGAGAGAGUGCAACGAAAAUGAAGUAAGCAAAAAGAUCAAGAUGUGUUGCGGAUACCCCCUUUUAGUCGUUUUUAUUUUUAUUUUACUUUACACCCCCUUUUUCUUCUGCUUCUACUCGACAGGUCACCUACCUAUCGUGUUUACUACAUACCUAUAUAUUAAGGUUCUUUUUUUUUCUUUUACAUGAGGAUUUGGCGCCUGUGCUACUUGUGCUCUGCUGGUGAUUGCUUGCUUGCGAGGAUUGUAAUUGUAUGCCUAAUCGUGAUUUUCACUUUCUUUUUUGCCCCUAAUUUGGGAGAGGGGAGGUUUUGGUGGCGAGUUUAUGUGUAUUAUUAACAAGAAUGGGUAUUUUCAUACG
Hypoxylon fragiforme is the source of this 3016-nucleotide messenger RNA. Its product is annotated as P-loop containing nucleoside triphosphate hydrolase protein. Bases 252 to 2513 code for a protein of 753 amino acids. Gene Ontology annotation, biological process: microtubule-based movement. Gene Ontology annotation, cellular component: kinesin complex; microtubule; nucleus. Gene Ontology annotation, molecular function: microtubule motor activity; microtubule binding; ATP hydrolysis activity. The record is from RefSeq and is a predicted model, not a curated record. Lineage: Eukaryota; Fungi; Ascomycota; Sordariomycetes; Xylariales; Hypoxylaceae. The transcript has 4 exons.